Molecule: messenger RNA, 790 nt
Organism: Theobroma cacao (cacao)
Lineage: Eukaryota; Viridiplantae; Streptophyta; Magnoliopsida; Malvales; Malvaceae
Product: Chaperone DnaJ-domain superfamily protein
Source: RefSeq, a predicted model, not a curated record
CUUUCUCUCUCUAAGAAAAAACCACCGCCUUUCUCUCUCUAAACAAAGUCUCUAUCUUUGACCUCUUUAUAUCCCCACUCCCCUCUGGUCUCCCCUCACCUCGUAUAUCAAUUUGCAUUCGAUUUCCCUCUUUUUCCAUUCCUGUUUUACCUUUCCUUUACCCAAUGUACGCAGCUCUGUCUUCAUCUUCUUUGGCCGCUAAACCCAUCAGCAGUUUCUCUCCGAUUUCGCGACGGGGGAAGGCGGAGACCGUCAGGAGUUCGGUGCAGACGCCGUCCUUCAAGUCGGCUACCGCCAAGGGCAACAAGAACGCGGCGACGGCGGUGACUCUGGCGAGGGGGAGUUUGUAUGAGGUGCUGAGGGUGGAGAGGACCGCGUCGCUGAACGAGAUCAAGACGGCGUACCGGAGCUUGGCCAAGAUGUACCAUCCCGAUGCGAUGGGUUCGUCGUCGGACGGUCGCGAUUUCAUCGAGAUACAGAACGCGUACGCGACGCUGUCGGAUCCGACGGCGAGGGCGAUGUAUGAUAUGUCGUUGGUGGGGCGCGCGAGGCGGGUCUGGGCUCGGGUAUACACGCCCCGGACAUGGGAGACCGAUCAGUGCUGGUAGAGAAAGCUAGGCGCAAACUGUUGGUGUUAGGUCAAAGGUUGCGGAAAUGUAGGAAAUUUUAAAGACAUGUCACUUGACGUGGCAAUGUUGGUAGAAUUUAUUGUAAAAACCCCCCUUCUGAUUCUUUUGUUUUGUCUGCGGGAAUUGAGUAAAUACACAUUGUUUUUCUUCCCCAUCUUCAA